GUUCCGUGGUGUGUUCACAUACCUACUACGUCGUGCAUAUACCUGCCUACUACAUUGACAGAGCUAACCACUACUUUCUCUUUCUACGCAGGAAUCAUAUGUCAUCGGUGCCUACCUACAAGUGACCUGUGGCUCCCGAUUCGAGGGCACCGGUCUACCAGCGUCGGGCUUUUUUCGUCAAGAUGCCGUAUAAUACACCUACCUACUACUUCUAUGCAUGAAGAUAACCCCCCCACUAGCAGUAGGGUAUGGGCGAGAGACUCGGACGAGGAGAACGAAACCUCCUAUUCCCGAGUUAGGUCGCACGUCGUGCUGCCAUGCAGGGUCAUGCCACCCCAUAGCCAUAGGCGAUUAUAAAUACCUCGGGGACGAGUGCGUUAAUAUCGUCCUCAACAAGACGCAGGGAAAUAAGUCCCUCUCAGCGAAGCCAUCAAAGCAUUUUCGAGCCUACGGCAAUUUCUAGCUUCAUCAGCUAACCCUUAACCCGCGCCUCAUUGUUCUCUCCCGCAAAUCCCGACGCGAAGGAUAACGACAGUGUAGCGAUGUCGCACGAUCUGGAAAAUGAAGCUCAGUUUGAGGGAAGUAUACUCGGCUUCCUGUAUCGUCAAUGGACCCCCCGGAAGCAGAUUCCCAAGGGCACAAACCUCUCGGGGCAGACUGCCAUCGUGACGGGCUCCAAUUCCGGGCUUGGCCUCGAAGCCGCACGGCAACUGCUCCAGAUGGGCCUCGAAUGCUUAGUGAUGGGCGUUAGAUCCCAAGCUAGAGGUGACACUGCCGCAGGAUUGCUACGUGAGGAGUUUCCGGACUCGACCGUCUCGGUAUGGCUUCUAGACAUGGAGUCAUACGACUCGGUAACGUCAUUCGCAAGGAGAUGCGAAACACUUCCGAGGAUCGACAUCGUGCUCCUGAAUGCCGGUAUGCGGGGAGAUGCGUUCAGAGUCGUCGAGAUCACAGAGCACGAGCAGAGCUUCCAGGUCAAUUAUCUCUCGACGGCCCUAUUGACUAUCUUGCUGCUGCCGACGCUCAAGUCUAAGAGGCUGCAGUGGAACUCGCCGCCACCGCGUCUCUCCAUAGUCUCCUCGGAUACGGCACUGUGGGCCUCGCUCGAAACCAGUGGUCCAAUAUUUGCCCAAUUCGACAAGCCCGAAAGCUUCUAUCCGAUGCGGAACUACCAGAGAGGGAAACUCUUGCAGUUGUUCUUCACCGCCAAGCUCGCAGGGAGCGUCAGCGCCGAGGAUGUUAUAAUCAACGCGUCCAACCCGGGGUAUUGCAAGGGUACCGACUUCGAUAAAGGGCGAAAGUUCAGCGUGACGUUUAGUAUAUUGAUGGGGUUACUCAAACUAGCCACAGGGAGAACGGUGGAAGUCGGCGCCAGCACCCUCGUCGACGCGGUCGUCAUGCAUGAUAAGGCGAGCCACGGGAGCUAUGUUAGCGAUUGGGCCAUCCGACCGUUUCCUGAAAUGAUGUACAAGGAGGGAGCGCAGGACGUAAGCGAUAGGAUAUGGGAGGAAACGCUGGAGGAGCUCAACUUCGCCGGCGUUUCUCAAAUUGUUCGAGAUAUGCAGCGCUGAUGCGCCCAUAACUGGGAACAUAUCAGUAGGACCUCCACUCUCUCAAGUAUGAAUCUUCUGAAACCAAACAGGGCUUGCUAAUCGGAUGGCCGUUCCCGGACGGAUCGAACACAGAGAGCCUAGCUUGUUAGGUUAAGGUCUAAGCAACACGCAUGAGAGAGACGACGACGAUGAGUAUAUCUAUGAAUAGCGGCCGAUAUUAAUGACU
This is a messenger RNA of Durotheca rogersii, 1779 nucleotides long. Its product is annotated as NAD(P)-binding protein. NCBI's taxonomy places the organism in Eukaryota, Fungi, Ascomycota, Sordariomycetes, Xylariales, Xylariaceae. The record is from RefSeq and is a predicted model, not a curated record. Bases 543 to 1571 code for a protein of 342 amino acids. The transcript is spliced from 2 exons.